CUACGUCGCGCCUGCGCAGUAGGUGGCGGCGUGACACGCGUGUGGAGGAAGUGAGGUGACAGCUCUGCAGCAGCUUCGCGGAACCGGCUAAACUUCGCUUUUAUUUAUUCGCGUUAAAAUGUCGUGGCUGUUCGGUCUGAACAAGGGGCAGCCGGAGGGGCCUCCCGGUCUCCCGAUUCAGCCUCCACCUCCUCCUCCUCCGCCGUCCGGAGGCUCCAGUGGCGGAGGGGAUCGACCCAAGGACAAAUGGAGCAACUUCGAUCCCACCGGGCUGGAGCGAGCUGCUCAUGCGGCCAAGGAGCUCGACAAGUCCCGACAUGCCAAAGAGGCUCUGGAUCUGUCACGAAUGCAGGAGCAGAGCACUCAGAUGGAGCAUCAGAGCAAAAUUAAGGAAUAUGAAGCAGCAGUUGAGCAGCUCAAAGGCGACCAGAUACGAAUCCAGGCGGAGGAGAGAAGGAAAACCGUCAACGAGGAGACCAAGCAGCAUCAGGCGAGAGCCCAGUAUCAAGACAAGCUGGCCAGACAGCGAUAUGAAGAACAACUACGGCAACAGCAAGCGCUGAACGAGGACAACCUCCGCAAACAGGAGGAGUCUGUCCAUAAACAGGAGGCCAUGCGGAAAGCAACGAUAGAGCACGAGAUGGGGCUGAGGCACAAGAACGAGCUCCUGCGCAUCGAGGCCGAGACCAAAGCACGAGCCCGCGUGGAGCGAGAGAACGCCGACAUCAUCCCCGACAUCAUCCGCGAGCAAAUCCGUCUGAAGGCCGCAGAACACAGACAGACGGUCCUGGAGUCCAUAAAGACGGCAGGUGCUGUGUUUGGAGAAGGAUUCAGGGCCUUUGUGUCGGACUGGGACAAAGUGACGGCCACGGUGGCAGGACUGACCCUUUUAGCUGUGGGAGUUUAUUCCGCCCGAAACGCCACAGCCGUGGCGGGACGUUACAUCGAGGCGAGGCUCGGGAAGCCGUCUCUGGUGCGGGAAACGUCCCGGUUCACCGUCGCGGAGGCAAUCAAGCAUCCAGUGAAGACGGCCAAACGGCUGAAGAGCAAACCUCAGGAUGCCCUCGAGGGAGUCGUGCUCAGUCCUUCCCUGGAAGAGCGUGUACGCGAUAUCGCCAUAGCAACAAGGAACACGAGGCAGAACAACGGCCUCUACAGGAAUAUCCUCAUGUACGGCCCUCCAGGCACGGGCAAAACUCUCUUUGCUAAGAAGCUGGCGGUGCAUUCUGGGAUGGACUAUGCAAUCAUGACUGGCGGUGACGUGGCACCCAUGGGCCGCGACGGUGUGACCGCGAUGCACAAAGUGUUUGACUGGGCCGGUACAAGUCGUCGCGGACUCCUUUUGUUCGUUGAUGAAGCCGAUGCAUUCCUUCGCAAGAGAUCCACUGAGAAGAUCAGUGAGGACCUUCGAGCCACUUUGAAUGCAUUCCUGUACCGUACUGGAGAGCAGAGCAGCAAGUUCAUGCUGGUGUUGGCCAGUAACCAACCAGAGCAGUUUGACUGGGCCAUAAACGACCGCAUUGACGAAAUAGUAAAUUUUGCUCUGCCGGGUCCCGAUGAGAGGGAGAGGCUGGUGCGGCUGUACUUUGACAAAUAUGUGCUGGAGCCUGCCACGGGAGGGAGGCAGCGGAUGAAGCUGGCCCAGUUUGACUAUGGUCAAAAGUGCUCUGACAUAGCGAAGCGGACAGAAGGCAUGUCAGGAAGAGAGAUCUCUAAACUGGGUGUGGCCUGGCAGGCCGCAGCCUAUUCCUCUGAAGAUGGCGUCCUGACGGAAGCUAUGAUUGAUGCUCGAGUGGGUGACGCUGUCAAGCAACACCUUCAGAAGAUGGACUGGCUGCAUGGAGACGAGGAGCCUCAGGCCAAGACCCUGACACUUCCUCCAGCUGGAGCGACAGCCGGGGGGGGCAAAAUGGGCUUUACUCUGCCGCUCAGUGAAGCACCGGAGGCCCAGGAAGUCAUCGCCCCGGUCCUCGACGUGAAAGCAGGACAAGAUGGUGAAAGUAUACCACCUCCGUCAGACAUCAACACCCAGUCAGCAGAUGGCAAAAGCGCCCCCCCAGGAGGAAAGGACUGUGAGGAGGCUGCCAAAGCAGAGGCUGUUACAGAAGUGGAGACUGUAGCCCACCACGCUGACAGGAAGAUGAAGGAAGACAAACCUGGAUCUUCUCCUCCUCCUAAGGAUGGAACUCCAGUUUAAGCUGUCGAUGCAGAGUGGCCUGAAUUAGAAGGAUGAGUGUACUGCCCCUUUAACUAGUCUGUAGUUUAUGUCUGGAAGACCAGUGGACUGUCUUUGACAGGAUGAGUUCAGCAGGGCAGAUAAUUAAUUAACAACAAAACACAAAUAACGCCCGAGGCUCUUUGAUUCUAAUAAUAUAUACAUUGUAAAAGUGUACUUUACAGAUUGUGUCUACAAUAAGAAUGACUAGAAUGAUGUAUUUACGUCAUGUGCACCGUGUGUCUCUGUGGAAAUGAUUAAAUGGAUUUGUGUUUUUAUAAACUGCAGAAGUUCUGUUAUUAGCAUAAAGUUCUUUGAUGAUAUCAUACAACUUGUGAUGUGAGUUGAAUAACUUAAAUAUUUAUUCCCCCAUAGAGCCACAUUUGAUCAGUCACUGGCAUGAACUUGAUUAGUACAACCUGUAUUAAAAUGUUUAUGUUGAUCACA
Molecule: messenger RNA, 2662 nt
Organism: Pungitius pungitius (ninespine stickleback)
Lineage: Eukaryota; Metazoa; Chordata; Actinopteri; Perciformes; Gasterosteidae
Gene: atad3
Product: ATPase family AAA domain containing 3
Exons: 16
Coding region: 119-2197 (692 amino acids)
Biological process (GO): mitochondrion organization
Cellular component (GO): mitochondrion
Molecular function (GO): ATP binding; ATP hydrolysis activity; zinc ion binding
Source: RefSeq, a predicted model, not a curated record